Messenger RNA from Impatiens glandulifera, 3314 nucleotides. RefSeq names its product 4-alpha-glucanotransferase DPE2. The record is from RefSeq and is a predicted model, not a curated record. The coding region runs from base 195 to 3074 and encodes 959 amino acids. Gene Ontology annotation, molecular function: 4-alpha-glucanotransferase activity; starch binding. Gene Ontology annotation, biological process: carbohydrate metabolic process. NCBI's taxonomy places the organism in Eukaryota, Viridiplantae, Streptophyta, Magnoliopsida, Ericales, Balsaminaceae. The transcript is spliced from 23 exons.
GCUUCUUUCUCACUCUGGCACCUUCUUAGACCCAAAAUAUCUCAGCUGCAAUGCUUUAACUAACACAUAAGUAUAAUCGAUCUGCUCAAUCCGAGAUUUGCCUUUCUUCAUCAACUGAUAUAAAACCCAACAAAAUUUCUAGAAAAAAUCUCCAUCAACCGAGGCUUGGAUCAUCAUUAAGUGUUUAUUGGAAAAUGGUUAAUUUGGAUCUAUUCUCUUCUCAUGAGCUUGUGAAAUCGGUGACUGUGAGAUACAGAGUUCCUUACUUUACUCAAUGGGGUCAAAGCCUUAUUGUAUGUGGUUCAGAACCCUUCCUUGGAUCGUGGAAUGUGAAGAAAGGCAUUUUGAUGGUUCCAUCUCAUCAACAUGAGGAACUCAUUUGGUAUGGAACUGUCACUAUUCCUGUUGGUGUUGUCUGUGAGUACAGUUAUUAUGUUGUGGAUGACAAUAAGAAUGUUGUGAGAUCGGAGGGUGGGAAGAAAAGGAAACUAUUGCUGCCCGAUGGUGUUCAAAGUGGUGAGAUUCUAGAGUUACAUGAUCUUUGGCAGACUGGUUUGGAUGGUUUGCCAUUUACAAGUGCCUUCAAAGAUGUUAUCUUCCACAAGAGUUGGGAUUUCGACGUGGAGAGCCUCCCCGAGUCUGUUAAGAACAAGUCUGAUGGAGAUCCCUUGAUAGUUCGUUUCAAGAUUUGCUGUCCAAGUGUAGAAAAAGAAACAUCAAUUUGUGUCAUUGGUAGCUCCCCCAAGUUGGGUAGAUGGAAGGUUCAAGAUGGAGUUACACUCAGUUAUGCUGGUGAAUCAAUCUGGCAAGCAGAUUGUGUUAUGCAAAAGGAUGAUUUCCCCAUAAGGUACAGGUACUGUAAAUAUAGCAAACAAGGAAAUGUUUCUGUUGAAAUAGGUGGAAAUAGGGAAGUUUCGGUCGAUCUUACGACAAAUAAAGCAAGAUAUAUCAUCCUAUCGGAUGGAAUGAUGCGGGAAAUGCCAUGGCGUGGUGCAGGUGUUUCAGUUCCAAUGUUUUCUGUUAGAUCUGAAGCCGAUCUAGGAGUAGGAGAGUUUCUGGAUUUGAAGUUGCUUGUUGACUGGGCUGUUGCUUCCGGGUUUCAUUUAGUUCAGCUUUUACCAGUUAAUGAUACAUCAGUCAAUCAGAUGUGGUGGGACUCAUAUCCAUACAGCUCACUUUCGGUUUUUGCGCUGCAUCCAUUAUACCUCAGAGUGCAGUCUCUUUCAGAAAAUAUCCCAGAGGAUGUUAAGAUAGAAAUUCAGAAGGCAAGGGAACUGUUAAAUGGGGAGGCUGUGGAUUAUGAGGCUACCAUGGAAACAAAACUAUCAAUUGCAAAAAAAAUCUUCAACUUGGAGAAAAGUUCUAUAUUCAAGUCAAGUUCUUUCUGCAAAUUCUUUUCUGAAAAUGAGGAAUGGCUUAAACCUUAUGCUGCUUUCUGUUUUCUGCGGGAUUUCUUUGAAACAUCUGAUCAUAGUGAAUGGGGCCGUUAUUCUUGUUAUUCAAGAGACAAGCUUGAGAAACUUGUUUCAGAAUCUAGUGUCCACUAUGAUAUAAUACGUUUUUACUACUAUAUCCAGUUCCAUCUGCAUUUACAACUGUCUGAAGCUGCCGCAUAUGCAAGAAAAAAGCAAGUGGUUCUGAAAGGGGAUCUCCCCAUUGGCGUUGAUAGAAAUAGUGUAGAUACCUGGGUUUAUCCAAAUUUGUUCAGGAUGAAUACGGCUACUGGUGCACCGCCCGAUUAUUUUGCUAAAAAUGGGCAAAAUUGGGGAUUCCCCACUUACAAUUGGGAGGAGAUGUCCAAAGAUAAUUAUGGUUGGUGGAGAGGUCGGUUGACACAGAUGAGCAAAUACUUCACUGCUUAUAGGAUUGACCACAUAUUAGGUUUCUUUAGGAUCUGGGAAAUGCCAGAUCAUGCCAUAACAGGAUUAGUUGGCAAAUUCAGGCCAUCUAUACCCUUAAGUCAGGAUGAGCUUGAAAGGGAGGGCAUAUGGGACUUCGAUCGUUUGUCUCAUCCAUACAUACGACUAGAGAUUUUACAGGAUAAAUUUGGCCCCUCUUGGGUGGUGAUAGCCUCCACAUUCAUGAAUGAAUAUCAGAAGAACCAUUUUGAGUUCAAGGAAGAGUACAAUACAGAGAAAAAGAUUGCUUUAAAGCUGAAGUCAUGUCAAAAUCUGUUUAUGGAAAGUGAAGACAUAAUAAAGUCUGGACUUUUUGAUCUACUGCAGAAUAUAGUGCUCAUCAAAGAUCCAGAGGAUGCCAAAAAUUUCUAUCCCCGUUUCAAUCUGGAAGAUACAUCAAGCUUUAAGGAUUUAGACGAGCAUAGCAAAAAUAUUUUGAAAAGAUUGUACUAUGACUACUAUUUCCAUCGACAAGAAAGCUUAUGGCGUCAAAAUGCUCUCAAGACUUUGCCCGCGAUUUUGAAUUCAUCAAACAUGUUGGCUUGUGGAGAAGAUCUAGGCCUCAUUCCUUCUUGUGUUCAUCCUGUCAUGCAAGAACUGGGAUUAAUAGGAUUGCGUAUUCAACGUAUGCCAAGUGAACCUGAUUUGGAGUUUGGUAUUCCUUCUCAGUAUCCCUAUAUGACGGUAUGUGCUCCAUCUUGCCAUGAUUGCUCCACUUUGCGUGCAUGGUGGGAAGAAGAUGAAGAAAGAAGAUUCAAAUUUUUCAAAACUGCAGUUGGAUCGGAUAAGGUGCCACCAAAAGAGUGUGUUCCUGAGAUCGCACAUUUCAUCCUAAGGCAGCAUGUUGAGUCGCCUUCCAUGUGGGCAAUUUUCCCUCUACAGGAUUUGUUAGCUCUCAAAAAGAAAUAUACUACCCGGCCCGCUCCUGAGGAAACAAUCAAUGACCCUACAAAUCCAAAGCACUACUGGAGAUACCGUGUUCAUGUGACUAUAGAAACGUUAAUAGAGGAUAAAGAACAUAUAUCAAUCAUCAAAGACCUUGUUAGUGGAAGCGGAAGAUCUUAUCCUCCCUCUGAAGAAGUAACUAGCAAUGCGACUGUAACUUCAACUCCAUUAAAGCAGGUACAUGGACAUGAGCAAAAUGCUGCAACUAAGAAGAUUCUGGAAGUCGUUUAAAGAAAUUAUAAGAAAAAAAUCUUUGUUGAGGGUAAUUGCUGCUUGAUGAUGGUGGCUUAAGAAUUACUUUCACUUGAUGAAGUGGGUGAAAACAAAGCAUUUACCUGGCAGGUUUAAUAUUUCUAAAGCCAAAGACAUUCAAUAAAACUCUCCUUUCUCUCAAGGAAAAUGUAUAACAUUUUAGCUGAACAUUUGAACCAGCAUGACUGAAUAAAUAUAUCUGCAUAUUCAUUUGGAUAA